Messenger RNA from Xyrichtys novacula (pearly razorfish), 2466 nucleotides. NCBI's taxonomy places the organism in Eukaryota, Metazoa, Chordata, Actinopteri, Labriformes, Labridae. The record is from the annotation of a GenBank genome assembly.
AUGGUUCACUUGUGCGUGUCCAUUUCAAAUGAUGGUCUCAGGCUCGAGUCUGUACAGAAAGGAUCACCAGAGACAUUGCGAAGUAAGGAAAAAAAGGCAAAUGAUAUGGCUACCCUGCGGCGCCAACCAGGAUCAAGAACAUCAUCAACACGGCAGGAUCGCGGCUCCUGCUCUUCCACCGCUUCCUGCCCUGUCUUCUCUGGACCAUACAGCGACCAGGAAGAAGACCCACCCCUGCGCCUACGCCGCCAGUCUUCUCCUCUGCUCCAAGGAUCUCUUUCCAGUCUACAAAACUCCACCAGCCCGAGCCCUAAAGGUUCUCUUUCCAGCCUUGAGGGGUCUGUUUCCAGCCUCAAUGAUUCAUUGCCUUGUGUUGAAAGAUCUAUGCCCAGUUUUCAGGGCUCUUUAUCCAACCUGAGGGGAUCGAUCUCAAAGUUAAAGAAGCGGUCACUGAGCAUCCUGGAUAACUUGAGCCCUAGCCCCAGUGAGAGGAGCAUCAGUCCCAGCCUGCAGAGUGGAAAUGCCAGCUCCAGCGACGAUGACGGCAGCUGGGACACUAACAGCUGGAGUUCUGGGGCUACUUGUUUGCUACGGACACCUGCCAAACCAGCCAACAAAGAGGCAUCACAGGACUCGAGUGAACAGCCUGCCAAUGUCGAUAAAGUAUCUACCUCUUCCAAAGCAAAACCUGAGAUCAUUUACCAGAAUCUUAUCUUCUCACGUCCUGCUGCCAAAACUGAAAGCAAAGGAGGUUGUGCUCCCAAAACUCCAACACUGCUGAGGAAAGACAGGGCAACCCCAAACAUUUCCUCACCCAGCCUGAGCAAGAAUACCUCCACAAUAUUACCCCACCAGCGAGACGAGAAGACCGAAGACAAGCGCAAGUUCUCGCAAUUUUUGAAUGAGGUGACUGGUAGGGUGUUGAAGUCAAAUGGUGGUCCUCUUCAGCAGCAGUCCACUCUUAGACAUCGCUACCCGUCUCCUCCACCACCGCCGCCCUCAACCCCAUCUAGCUCAUCUCAUCCAUCUCUAACAACAACCCUACAUUCAACACCAUCAAAUCCACAACUGCCACCAUCUCUAGCAGCAUCAAACAUGUGGUUCAACCCAAACCUCCUUACCAUCCGGGGGUACGAUCCAAAGAACAUCGCUAACUCCCUCUACCAGUGGAGCAAGACAUUACCCAGCUGUAAGAUCCUGGAGCCCGAGGAUGUGUUACGGAAUAUUAAAGGGGAAAGUCACUCUUACCCUGAGCAGAACCUAGAGCAGUGCACAAAGAUUCAGGCGCAGCCCUCCACUGGGAGACUUUAUCUAGAGACAGACAUUGACCGAGUUAGGCGGCUUGAUGAACUGGUGGCUAAUGGCACCCUGGGGAAAGAAAGGAUGGAAAAAGGAUUGGAGAAAGAGGGAAAAGGAGAGAAGGAGAGAGGGAGAGAGAGGGAAAACAGGAUUCCGUGGGAGAGAAAUGGAGGCCUGGGGAUGGAGAAAGGUAAGGAAAGGGAGAAGAGGAAAGUGAGCCCCUGGGAUAGAGACAGGGGAACAGAGAAAGGGAAGGCAAAGGAUAAAGGAAGCGAAAGACCUUGCUGGGAGAAAGACAGAAGGCCAGAGAGAGGGAGGGGGAAGGAGAAGCAAGCAGUACCAACCAGAUAUGAGCCCUCUCUUCCUCCAGCAACUUCCAGUGGACGAAGUAACCCUUGCCCUGUCUUCAGCUGGCCAGAAGGGUUUCCCAGAAUGUCCUACAGGUCCACCUCACUACCCAGACCUGUAAAUAUCAAUGUAAGUAACACUACAUUUACAGACUAUUGUUAUUAACAAAAACAGAAAACCUCUGCAUGUUGAGCACGGCUGAAAGUUUAACUGAACUUACUUAAAAUUCAAGAUAUCUAUCAUAGUUGGAUUUAUCUUUUCAGGUGUCCCAACGACAUAGCGAUGGAAAAUUACAAACAUUUCUCUCCAAGCAGUGUCCAGAUUUGAACAAACCAGUCAGAAGACUGAAAUGUUGGCUCAGCAAUCCUUAACAACUAUUUUUUUUACUUUCAAAUGUAACCUACCACAUUAUACAGGUCCAGGUUAAGAAGUCUGUGAAAUGAACUUUAAUGGUUAUGCUUAGUGGGGGCACAAUCAUAUUUUUUUUUCAAGAGGAAAAGGCUCUGUUAUGAAAUGGAAGUGUAGUCUUAAAUUAGUCGAGUGUUUGGCUCAUUCUCAUUUUGAAAGUACAAAUAUAAAUGCACCUAUUGUAAUGCAGGGAUCUAAAUGUAGCGUGGCACAGUUCCUGUUAAUACUUGGCAGUAUUUGCAGUGGACUUCCUAAGCUGUUUGCGCCUCGUACGUUUUGCUCUCAGCACCUCGUUUGGCAGCAGAAGGGUGUAAACUACCAUCUGCUACGUUUCUAUUGUUUAAAUUUAAGAGCCAGCUGCUGCUUUUUACCUGUGAAGAGAAGGAGCAGACCUGCGUUUACCAAGAAUAA